Molecule: messenger RNA, 769 nt
Organism: Sesamum indicum (sesame)
Lineage: Eukaryota; Viridiplantae; Streptophyta; Magnoliopsida; Lamiales; Pedaliaceae
Product: DNA-directed RNA polymerase III subunit RPC10
Biological process (GO): termination of RNA polymerase III transcription; DNA-templated transcription
Cellular component (GO): RNA polymerase III complex
Molecular function (GO): nucleic acid binding; zinc ion binding
Source: RefSeq, a predicted model, not a curated record
UUGAUAUUUGCAUUAGUAUAGGGGGUUGCAGCUUCGAAAUGAUGACCACAACCACCCCUUUCCCUUAAUUAAUUACCUAACACCUGAAAUUAGGGUUUUGGCCGUAAUGACUUGUCAGCAAAACCUUCACGCUCCCUCUAUUAACCAUGGCAUCCGUAAGAAUUUAGAGAAGACUACAGAAUAUUAGGGUAUCUGAUCUGAGUGCAAAUGGAGUUCUGCCCAACUUGCGGGAAUAUGCUUCUCUAUGAACUGCCUCACAUGGAGCGCCCUGCCAGAUUUUACUGUCCAACAUGUCCUUAUGUAUGUCAAAUAGAAAGCAAGGUUAAGAUAAAAAGACACUUGCGCUUGGUUAAGAAACCAAUAGAUCCCAUUUUCUCCGAGGACGACAGGAAGAAUUUAAACAAAACUACAGGAGUUAAUUGCCCUGACUGCAAUCAUGGGGAAGCUUCUUUCACCCAAGUGCAGACCAGGUCAGCUGAUGAACCAAUGACAGUAUUCUAUACAUGCACAAAGUGUAACCGCACUUGGACAGAAAACUAGAGCUUCUCUGCAUUCUUUCGGUGUAGGGCUUCUUGUAUACAGCUGACGACUGUUAUCCUUCAUGUUCGUUAAGCCAUAGUUCUUAUUUUGGAAAGUUUAUUGCUGGUAUCAGUGCAUGUAGGCUGAUGACGUUUACAUUUACAUUAUAUGCUUUCAAGUUUUUACCAUGUCUUAUUGCCUGCUGAAAAUUUUACAGCAGAAAAUGAAUAAAAAGGCUUGGUAUCACUCA